AUGCAAACAACUUCAAUUUCUUUAAAAUGCCACCACCAACAACCACCACAAAUCCCCAUAACAGCCCUAAAUCUCCAAAAAAUUCCAGAGCCUUCAAAAACAACAAAAAUAGUAAUUGAAGAUUAUGACCCAACAACCUCUUACUCUCCCCCCUUAUACGACUCUUCCACCUCAAAUAGUUGCUCCCCAGAUUCGUCAGAAGAAGCCUCUACUUCCUAUUCUGAUGAAAAAGAAAAUAAUUUUUGUAAAAAUUGUUUUGAUAAAAAGGAGGAAAUUAGGGAAAAUAAAAAUUCUGAGACAACAGAAUGGGCAAUUAGACCUGAUGCGAAAUGGAAAGUUAGGUCGAUUGGGUUAUUAGCUGCGAUUUUACCUGGUAUUGCCUGUUAUUUAUGUCUGGCAUAUUCAUUUACAUUGCAAUAUGACCGUAUAGCUAAUUUUACAAUUCCCUCAACAAUGUGUCCGGGUCUUAAAAGUAUUUUUCCUCCCGUCAGUUAUAGUAUUGGUGUUUGGAAGCCACAAAAAUAUAUUUGGCUAAUGGUUUUAGCAAUGCAUUUACCUCCUCGUUUUUUCUAUGCCAUUGUCUAUAAAAAUCAUUAUUCCUUGGGUGACUCUAUUCACAGAACAAAACGUUGGUUUUGCGUGAUAGUUAAAUUGCACUAUUUUUUAUUGGUUAUUGAAGCGUUGGGACUAACUGCAGUUUCUGUGAUUGAUAUUGAAAGCAAUUUUAGUUGGUUUUUAUAUAUGAGAAUAUAA
Meloidogyne enterolobii is the source of this 753-nucleotide messenger RNA. The record is from the annotation of a GenBank genome assembly. NCBI's taxonomy places the organism in Eukaryota, Metazoa, Nematoda, Chromadorea, Rhabditida, Meloidogynidae.